Messenger RNA from Didymodactylos carnosus, 429 nucleotides. The record is from the annotation of a GenBank genome assembly. NCBI's taxonomy places the organism in Eukaryota, Metazoa, Rotifera, Eurotatoria, Philodinida, Philodinidae.
AUGAGUGGAAAAAAUGUGCGACCAUCUGGAACACGUGGAGGUGCUAGUGGACAAAGUUCAAAAGCAGCAUUUGCAAUGUUUCAACAAAAGGACAAGGAUGUAGGUGGAACGGGAAAGGCGAGCAGUGACCAACUUCCGAGUAAUAAUGAUCCAAGAAAUCCAGCAAGCAUCAAAGAUCGUUUACUGAAAUGGUGUGAAAUAUCAACCAAAGGAUAUCCACACGUGAAUGUGAAAAAUUUUUCAUCUUCUUGGGCAGACGGUAUGGCAUUUUGUGCCUUGACACAUCAUUUUAUACCUGAUGCAUUUGAUUUCAAUACACUGAAUCCUCAAGAGAAAAGAAAAAAUUUAGAAUUAGCAUUUAGAGUAGCAGAACAAUUUGAUGCUGAUAGGAGUGAAGAUAAACUUACAAAAAAAGGCAAAUUAAUUUAG